GAUUAGAAAGAAAGAGAGAGAAAAUAACAGUAACUUACUUUUAAACAACUGUGCAGCCUGCUAAAAACCAAUGAGACUCAGCAGUCAUCACAGUAACUUACAGAAGAAGUAAUUAAGUUGUCAUUAUAAAUACAAAAAACGCAUUCAGAUUCAUGCACCAAAUUCAUCUUAUCAUAUCAUCUUCUUCAUUGAAGAGAGAAAAAAACAUGGGUGAGAGAAACAGUGGAAGCAAAAGCAGCAGGUGGUCUUUGCAGGGAAUGACAGCACUGGUCACAGGUGGAUCCAAAGGAAUCGGAUAUUCUAUAGUGGAGGAGUUGGCACAACUUGGGGCCACUGUACACACUUGCUCUCGGAAAGAAGCUGAACUCAAUGAAUCCUUGAACGAAUGGACCACAAAAGGAUACAGAGUAACCGGAUCAGUCUGUGACGUGACGUCUGAUGCAGACAGAAAAGAGCUCAUAACCAGAAUCUCUGCUGAGUUUAAUGGCAAACUCAACAUCCUUGUAAACAAUGUGGGAGCAAACGUAUGGAAAGAGCUACUGGAUUACACAGAGGAAGAUUUCUCAUUUGUGGUGAAUACGAAUUUGCAAUCUGCUUUCCACCUAAGCCAGCUUGCACAUCCUUUCUUAAAAGCUUCAGAAGCUGGAAGCAUAGUUUUUAUAUCCUCCAUUGGUGGUGUGGUAUCAAUAAAUAUAGGAUCCGUUGUGUACAGUGCAGCAAAAGGAGCAAUGAACCAAAUGACUAAAAAUUUGGCGUGUGAAUGGGCCAAAGACAACAUAAGGAGUAAUUGUGUUGCACCUGGCGUAAUCAGAACCCCUGCAGCUGAAGAGUUCUUAAAAGAAGGAAACAUUGUAAAUGCUUACAUUCCUCGAACCCCUCUUGGACGAUUUGGAGAAGGAGAGGAAGUGUCUUCGUUGGUGGCAUUCCUGUGUUUACCGGCAGCCUCGUACAUUACAGGACAGACCAUUUGUGUUGAUGGCGGCUUCACCGUCAAUGGUUUUUCGUGGGACUUGAAAGAGGAAACAAUUAUGAAUGCUUUAAUAUCUCAAACCCCUCUGGUACGGAUUGGAGAGGCAGAGGAGGUGUCUUCGUUGGUGGCAUUUCUGAGCUCGCCUGCAGCCUCUUACAUCACAGGACAACCAUUUGUGUUGAUGGCGGCUUCACUGUGAACGGCCUCCAUAUAUUCUAGCCUUAGUUUUCACUUUUUCAGUGUUACGUCAGUUACACUCUCAUUGCAUUGCUUUCUGUGUCAUUAAGAAUAAAUUAUGAGAUUGUACUUUCCGAAGUUCAGUUUAUGGGUGUGUUUGAGUUAACAAUUAGUUAUUAAUCUCGUAGUGAGAGUGUGGUAUGUUAAAUGUAAACAAACUCUUUAGAUUCUUAGAACGGAUGAAAUUUGCUGUUAAAAACCUAGUGUGUAUUGAAGUAAAGAUCAGCAAGAAUUUUAAGUAUUU
Vigna radiata var. radiata (mung bean) is the source of this 1451-nucleotide messenger RNA. RefSeq names its product tropinone reductase homolog At2g30670-like. The record is from RefSeq and is a predicted model, not a curated record. Lineage: Eukaryota; Viridiplantae; Streptophyta; Magnoliopsida; Fabales; Fabaceae. Gene Ontology annotation, molecular function: oxidoreductase activity.